This is a messenger RNA of Pseudonaja textilis, 825 nucleotides long. NCBI's taxonomy places the organism in Eukaryota, Metazoa, Chordata, Lepidosauria, Squamata, Elapidae. The record is from RefSeq and is a predicted model, not a curated record.
AGAUCCCUCUCCCUCCACGAAUACGUCAGCAUGGAGUUGCUGAAGGAGGCCGGCGUCGCGGUGCCGAAGGCUGUGGUGGCGGCCAGCCCCACUGAGGCCUUCCGGGCCGCCGAGGAGAUCGGGACGGAGGACCUGGUGGUGAAGGCCCAGGUCUUGCCCGGGGGCCGGGCGCAAGGGACCUUCGAAGGCGGGCUGAAGGGCGGCGUGCAGAUGGUCUCCUCGCCGGAGGAAGCCCAAGCGGUGGCCGCUGGCAUGAUCAGCCGGAAACUCCUCACCAAGCAGACCGGUCAAGCCGGGAGGAUCUGCCAGCGCGCCCUCGUCUGCGAACGCCGCAACUUGCGGAAGGAAUACUACUUCGCCGUCGCUCUAGAGGGGGCCUUCCAGGGCCCCGUCCUGAUCGGCAGCGCCCGAGGCAGGGUCAACAUCGAGGAGGUGGCAUCCGAGGAGCUGUCGGCCAUCUUGAAAGAGCCCGUCGACAUCGCCGAGGGCCUCUGGGAGGAGCAGGCCCUCCGCCUGGCCCGCCGGAUGGGCUUCCCGGAGAAAUCGGCAUCGGCGGCCGCCGAGAACAUGCUCAAGCUCUACGGGCUCUUCCUCCGGUACGACGCGCUGCUGGUAGAGGUCAACCCGCUGGCGGAGGACGCGGCCGGAAGGGUGGUGUGUGUGGACGCCAAGAUCAACUUGGAUGACAACACGGCAUUCCGUCAGGCGGGCGUCUUCGGGCGGCAGGAUUGGUCGCAGGCGGAGGAGAAGGAGCGGGAGGCGUCCGAGGCCGGGCUGAACUACGUCGCGUUGGAAGGGGACAUCGGGUGCUUGGUCAACGGGGCG